UUAAACAAAAAAUUUCACAUUCAACGAAAACGUUACAAAUUUUCGAAUAUUUUUGUUGAUAAAGAUUCCACAUGUUUGAAUCGGUCUCACAUGAAGAGAAGACCACCUACGAUAUUCUGUUAGUAUGUCUAAUAUAUUAUCUGCGAUUGUUGUUUCCUGACAUCAUGAUAUAUGGCUUUCAGUCUCAGUCAAAUAGAUAUCGAGUUGUCAUUUAUUUAUAAUUUAUUUGAUCUUCGGUUUGAUUCCAUUGACUUAAACAAAAUCAUAUACUUCCCCUUACCUCUUUUUAUGUUAGCUCGCUCCUCCUCUUUUGUCCUUAAUGAGGCUAUAACUCCAUUCUCUCAUCAUAGGUCUCUCUUUCUCUUAUCAUAGGUUGCCGGAGAUUUCUUAUAAUCUCAGCAGCUUAAUGUCGACCAGACUAAGUAUAUUCCUUGGCCUUAUUUUGUUCAUUGUCUCACCACUUUCCGGGGAUUGCAGAACUCUUUCCAAGAGACGUGAGUAUAACUCUUCAUCUCUUCAUGGGUUUAAUUCCCACUAUCCGAUGCAUUUCAGUUCUGUUUCUACUUCGACAAGCAACUAUUGCGGUUUAUCCUCCACUGAACAUGAUCCUGCCAAGGAUCACACAGGAGACACGGUGACGAUUAAUCAAGAAACAAAGAGAACAACACAUUCAGUUGUUGAUCUUAAAAUCCAAGACCUCACAAGAAUUCAGACGCUUCACGCACGGCUUCAGAAAUCGAAAAAUGAGAAGGUUAAGAAGAAGAUUACCUCAGAUAUUUCUUCGGUGGAAGCUCCAGAGGCUUCACCGGGGAAGCUGGUAGCAACUCUUCAGUCUGGUAUGACGCUAGGUUCUGGCGAAUAUUUCAUGGAUGUGCUUGUGGGCACACCACCAAAACACUUCUCAUUGAUUCUUGACACUGGGAGUGACUUAAACUGGCUCCAAUGCCUACCUUGCCACGACUGUUUCCAUCAAAAAGGUGCAUUUUAUGACCCCAAAACAUCCACUUCAUUCAAGAACAUAACAUGCAAUGACCCUAGAUGCGGCCUCAUCUCAUCACCCGAUCCUCCAGUACAGUGCGAAUCAGAUAGCCAAUCAUGCCCUUAUUUCUACUGGUAUGGAGACAGGUCAAACACAACUGGAGAUUUCGCGGUUGAGACCUUCACCAUUAAUCUCACAACCACUGAAGGAGAAAGCCUGGAGUACAAGUUGGAAAAUAUGAUGUUUGGAUGUGGCCAUUGGAACCGAGGCCUAUUCCGUGGUGCUUCAGGUCUGCUUGGGUUAGGAAGAGGACCUCUUUCGUUUUCUUCCCAACUUCAUUCUCUCUACGGUCAUUCAUUUUCCUAUUGUCUUGUCGAUAGAAGCAGCGACACCAAUGUAAGUAGCAAGUUGAUCUUUGGAGAAGACAAGGAUUUGCUAAGCCACCCAAAUCUGAAUUUCACUUCUUUUGUGAACGGGAAGGGGAAUUCUGUGGAGACAUUUUACUAUGUACAGAUCAAAUCCAUUCUAGUCGGUGGCGAAGCUCUUGAUGACAUACCUGAAGAAACAUGGAAUAUCUCAUCAGAUGGUGCUGGUGGAACCAUUAUUGAUUCGGGUACAACUUUAAGUUAUUUCGCACAACCUGCAUAUGAGAUCAUCAAAAACAAGUUUGCAGAGAAAAUAAAAGAGAAGUACCUGGUGAUUAGAGAUUUCCCUAUCCUUGAUCCUUGUUUCAAUGUGUCUGGCGUAGAGGAGAACAUCCAGCUACCUGAGCUCGGGAUUGCUUUCGCAGAUGGAGCAGUUUGGACUUUCCCCGUUGAAAACUCCUUCAUUAGGUUGAGUGAGGAUAUUGUUUGUUUGGCAAUACUAGGAACUCCGAAAUCAGCCUUUUCGAUCAUUGGAAACUACCAGCAACAAAAUUUCCAUAUGCUCUAUGAUACAAAGAGGUCUAGACUAGGGUACGCACCCACAGAGUGUGCCAAUAUAUAACCUCUACUAGAUU
Messenger RNA from Capsella rubella, 1979 nucleotides. RefSeq names its product aspartic proteinase CDR1. Gene Ontology annotation, biological process: proteolysis. The transcript has a single exon. Lineage: Eukaryota; Viridiplantae; Streptophyta; Magnoliopsida; Brassicales; Brassicaceae. Bases 407 to 1966 code for a protein of 519 amino acids. Gene Ontology annotation, molecular function: aspartic-type endopeptidase activity. The record is from RefSeq and is a predicted model, not a curated record.